UUUCACAAGAGGAGGAAAAGUUUAGCAUCAUGGAAAUUCCGUAUAUGAGCAACUCGACCUUUGCUUCUUGUGAGCGAACUACUGGCAAAAUAAUACAGGGAUGUGCACAGGAAACUAUGUGUGCUGCUAUAGAAGAGGAGAAAAGGCAGGCAGAACUUCGCAAUGAUAAAGAUAAUGAUGGUUAUCACUGUAUAACUGUCAUUGUUGAUGGAGGUUGGUGUAAAAGAAGCUAUGGGCAUGGUUACAAUGCUUCAAGUGGCAUAUCUGUUAUUAUAGGCAUGGUCACCCAGAAAAUUUUGUUUGUUGGAAUUCGCAACAAAGUGUGCCUUAUAUGCAGUGCUAUUGAAGAUGGCAAGAUGCCAAAUAAAGUGCACCUUUGUUGGCGAAAUUGGAAUGGGCCUUCUACAGGUAUGGAAAGCAGUGCCAUUGUGGAAGGUCUGAAUUAUCUCCAGUGUGUUCACAAAAUACGUUGUACUCGACUUGUUGGAGAUGGAGAUGCUAACACAAUGGCCAAAGUGAAAGAAAGCGUUUCAUAUGGAGGACGGGUGAUCAAAGUAGAAUGUGCUAACCAUGCUGUUCGAAGAUAUCGCAGAGCUCUUGAGAAACUUCAGCAAAAUACUGCGCGCUUCCCCGGGGCUAAAGGAAUUGCUGCCCGUAAAUUGCUGAAAAUUAAAAUGCCACUGUUAGUCAGAGGUGCUAGAGUAGCUAUAAAAGCUCAUGCUUUACCUAGCCAUUAUCAGCACACACAAGAAGCUAUUGAUGCAUUAGUAUCUGACUUGAGAAAUGGGCCACAUCAUAUAUUUGGCAAGCAUGAUGCUUGUAGUGCUUUUUGUGCAAAGAAAGGUGCAGAGUUGGACAGCACAUACAAUGAAAUUUUUUCCUCGGGUAUGUUGCAAGCUAUUGAAGCAGAAGUGGGAAGAGUACUGAUAUCGUGUAGCAGUACUCUUAUUUGGAAUGCCACAAAUAAUCCUGCUGAAAGCUUCAUGAGUCAACUGUGUAAAACAUCUGGUGGAAAAAGAGUUGAUUUUUCCAAAGCUGGUGGCAUGAACAGGCGUGCGAGUAUUGCUGUCAUGGCCUAUCAAAAUCCAGCACAGCAGUGGCAAAAAAAUGCACAAAAAGCUGUAACAGGAAGUAGCCCCAGGACUCCAACUUUGAAAUUCUUAGCUUCCAGAAAUAAGCGCCAUGUAAAACGUCUUGAGAGACGUAGACUUUUUGACACUGAGAAGAAAAAGAGAAAUAUGAGGAAAGCAGGACAUAUUCAGCAAGGUGGGGAUAUUUCUUAUGGUGAUUUUCCUGAGAAACCAGACCUAUCAGAUGAAGCAUAUGAAUUGGCAGCUAAAAAUUUUUUUAUAUCAAUUGAAGUUCCAAAAAAAGAUUCUCUUGAGGCCGUAACACGUGGACAGUCAUCAUCUGAAAGAUGGCGUCAUGAAAGAUCAAGAAGAAUAUCAUCAUCCUUUUUCAAAGAUGUUGCUGAUAGGCGUCCAACAACACUCAGUGCUGCUUUAGUGAAACGUAUCAUAUAUAAUGAUAACGUUUCAACUAAAGCAUUAAAGUAUGGCUUGGCUAACGAAGCAGUAGCCUUAAAUCAAUACAAGGAAAAGCACAUGGGAAAAAACAUCAGACGUUGUGGCCUUUUUAUUGAUCCUAAAUAUCCCUUUCCCUUUCUUUGUACUUCGCCAGAUAUGAUGAUAGACGAAGAUGGAUUACUUGAAAUAAAAUGUCCUUAUACAGCCAGAUUCUCAGCAGACUUGUCAGACUUUUUCAGCAAGCCUAAUUCUGUUGGUCUUCGGAUGGAUGCUGAUAAUAAUCUUUAUUUACCGAAAAGCCACAAAUAUUAUUUUCAAAUUCAAGGGCAGUUAGCCAUAACAGAGAGGAAUUGGUGUGAUUUAUAUAUAUGGUGCAGAGAAGAUGCAAUCACAUUAAGAAUACCCGAAGACAAAACUUUCUGGAUCAGUUUAGUUCCAAAACUCGAAAAAUUUUACGUGAAUUGUAUUCUUCCUGAGCUUGUUGAUCCAAGAGCACCAAGAAAAAUGUCUCUUAGAGAACCGAAGUAUAUUGUUGAUGCUAGAGCACAGAAUGAGAAACAAAAACAGGCCACUGCUUCUGUAAAACAAACACAAGAAAAAAGAGAAAUUGAAAUUUCAGAAGCAGAUAAAAUUAUUUCAUCUCCUAGAAAGAAUGCAGGAGAGAAAAGAAUCAGGAAACCAAAAAUUAUUUUUGAUUUGUAAUCAGUAACAAGCCAAGCCAGCACACCGUAACAUUUUCUACGUCUGAAUAAAAACUAUGCCUGCAACAAAGCAUUAUGAUUAAAUCCAUACCUAAUUAGAAUAUUACCCCAUUUCUCUAAAAAAAAUAUGUUCAAAAAGUCUCUGCUUUCAGUAAUAGAUACGUCUGAUCAAUUCUGCCAUAAUUCUGUAAUCAAUACUUGAAGCUAGAAUCUCCUGUGCUGCACUGCCAUUGCAUCUCUUUUCUGAAUGUUUCAUCAUCCACUUCUCAUUCUAAAUAUUCCUGUGUGCUUUCAUUUAUAGCUGCUAACUUGUUGUGAACAUUUUCUGCACCACAUGUUAUAUUUUGCAGUGUAAAUAAUGCGUGCAAUCAUAUAUUUUG
Molecule: messenger RNA, 2607 nt
Organism: Stegodyphus dumicola
Lineage: Eukaryota; Metazoa; Arthropoda; Arachnida; Araneae; Eresidae
Source: RefSeq, a predicted model, not a curated record